Messenger RNA from Aspergillus saccharolyticus JOP 1030-1, 1243 nucleotides. Its product is annotated as FAM50/XAP5 family protein. The transcript is spliced from 3 exons. The coding region runs from base 25 to 1149 and encodes 374 amino acids. The record is from RefSeq and is a predicted model, not a curated record. Gene Ontology annotation, cellular component: nucleus. NCBI's taxonomy places the organism in Eukaryota, Fungi, Ascomycota, Eurotiomycetes, Eurotiales, Aspergillaceae. Gene Ontology annotation, biological process: chromatin organization.
CCGACUUCAUAUCCGCCGGCAAAAAUGUCGAAUUCCGAACAACCCAGUCAUAGCUCGACUCCGAGAUCCUUCACGAGCCAAACAGUCUCUGCGGAAGACUUGCUCAAGUCGCAGACGGUUGGUCUCGUCCAUCUUUCCGAUUUUCGCAAGCGCCGCGCGGAAGUCCUCGAGCAGAAGGAGCGAGAAGCGCAUGACAAGUCGCUAGGAAGAAGCUCAUCUGGUAUUUCUCGAAGUGCCACUCCUUCUGCGGGCGAUGUAACUGACGGUACCUCGACUCCACGAAGCGACGGCCCUCCGAAAAAGAAGAAGAAGAAGAAGCCCUUCGUGAAGAGCAAGCUCUCAUUUCACAAUGAUGAGGAGGAAGAGGAGGAGAUUGACAGCGGUGCCGGUACUCCACGCGACUCCAGUGUCCCACGGUCCGUCUCACAGACUCCGGUUGACGAUGGCUCCGCGCCGCCAUCACGGCGCAUCACGCCCAACCCGAAUGCACCCCCUCCACCGAAAGCAAUGACAAAGGCGGCGCUGAAGGCCGAGGCGGAGGCGCGGGAUGCUCUCCGCCGGGAGUUCCUGGCAAUGCAGGAAGCUGUGAAGAACACCGAGAUAUUGAUCCCAUUUAUCUUCUACGACGGGACGAACAUCCCGGCCGGGACCGUCAGAGUCAAGAAGGGAGACCCUGUCUGGCUCUUUCUCGACAGAUGCCGAAAAGUUGGGGCCGAGCUUGGUGUCGGUGGCAAUAGCGGGGCGUCGAAAGCGCGCAAGGACAGCCGCCGUGAGUGGGCUAGAAUUAGUGUCGAUGACUUGAUGCUGGUGAAGGGCGAAGUCAUUGUACCACAUCACUAUGAGCUUUAUUACUUCAUCGCCAACAGUGUGCCCAGCUUUUCAAGUGCCGGUGGUCUGUUGUUCGACUAUUCUAACAAGCCACCGGCGGCUUCUCAAUCCGACGACCCUCUCUCGAGGCCAAAUAGCAAUCAGCUAGAAGGAGCCGACAAAGACCCAUCUUUGACCAAAGUGGUCGAUAGACGCUGGUACGAGCGCAACAAGCAUAUCUUUCCCGCGAGCCUGUGGCGGGAAUAUGAGCCUGGACCGGAGUUCGAGCAGAAAAUGCUGACGACCAGGCGCGAUGCGUCCGGAAACACGUUCUUUUUUUGAUCAGGUGCACCGAGGCUUGUUGGAGAAUGAGAAACUUUAUGUAUGCUAAGAUACCCGUAUAAACCCAUUUUGAGAGUAUAUAGAUCAAGUUGAG